UCGCGUUUUGCGUCGGUUUGCGCACUUACCUCGAGAAGACGCGCUGUGCGGGGGAACCCCCUCUGGCGGUUUGUCUCGCCGACGCCCCCCGCCCCGCUCCUCCUUUUAGAGUGCGUAGGUUUGGGGCGAACCUUGGGCGAGAGGAGGGCUUGCUCUUCCCGACGCCGGCCCUUCUCUGGUCGCGCCUUUCUCCUGUGAGGCGGUGUCGCCGCCGGGAAGUACCGCUGCGGCCGUGGUGUUGUCGGUCUUGCCCGGGUGGGAGAGUUGGAGUAGGAGGCCGACUGCGACCCCGCCGCCCCGCCUGUCGCCGCGGCCUCAUGGGGGUCCGCGGGCUCUGGAAGCUGCUGGAGUGCUCCGGGCGGCAGGUCAGCCCGGAGACCCUGGAAGGGAAGAUCCUCGCCGUGGAUAUUAGCAUUUGGUUAAACCAGGCACUAAGAGGGGUCCGGGAUUGCCAUGGGAACUCAAUAGGAAAUGCUCAUCUUCUCACUUUGUUUCAUCGGCUCUGUAAACUCUUAUUUUUUCGAAUUCGUCCUAUUUUUGUAUUUGAUGGGGAUGCUCCACUAUUGAAGAAACAGACGUUGGCUAAGAGAAGGCAUAGAAAGGAUUUGGCAGCCACCGACUCCAGAAAAACGACAGAGAAGCUUUUGAAAACAUUUUUGAAAAGACAGGCUAUCAAAACUGCCUUAAAAAGCAAAAGAGACGAAGCACUCCCCAGUCUUACUCAAGUUCGAAGAGAAGAUGACCUCUAUGUUUUGCCACCUUUACAGAAGGAAGAGAAAAAUAGUUCAGAAGAAGAAGAUGAAAGAGAAUGGCAAGAAAGAAUGAGUCAAAAACAAGCAUUACAGGAAGAGUUAUUUCAUAAUCCUCAUGCCAUAGAUAUUGAGUCUGAAGACUUUAGCAGCCUGCCUCUUGAAAUAAAGCAUGAAAUCUUGACUGAUAUGAAAGAAUUUACCAAGCGAAGAAGAACCUUAUUUGAAGCAAUGCCAGAGGAGUCUAAUGACUUUUCACAGUAUCAGCUCAAAGGCUUGCUUAAAAAAAACUAUCUAAAUCAACACAUAGAAAAUGUCCAAAAGGAAAUGAAUCAGCAACAGUCAGGACAAAUCCAAAGGCAAUAUGAAGAUGAAGGGGGCUUUUUGAAGGAGGUAGAGUCAAGGAGAGUGGUCUCUGAAGACACGUCGCAUUACAUCUUGAUAAGAGGUAUUCAAUCUAAGAAAGUUGCAGAGGAUUCAAAGCCUCUGCCUUCUUCCAGUGAAAUGCACAGCAGGUCUUUUGACAUGAAGUCAUCUUCAUGUGAGGAACUGAAGCCGGAGAAAGAACCUGCUGCUACCCCUCCUUCUCCAAGAACUUCCCUGGCAAUGCAGGCUGCUAUGCUGGGAAGCGACUCGGAAGAGGAGUGGGAGAGUGAGAAGCACAAGCGAUCUGAUGCAAAGAAUGCACCUGUGUCACCACUUACUGUAUUAGCUAUUCAGAAAGUUCUUGACGAUGAUGAAGACAUGGAAGCACAUGCUGGAAAUGAUGUGCAGACAGGAGGGUCAGGAGUGAAAAAGUUGCUUGAGAACAGUUGCUGUGAAGAAACUGUUGAAGAUCUUAAAGAGGGAGAUGGUGAGGGAAUGCUCUUGCCAACAGGACCCCAUCUACCUCUUAUGAACUCUGCACAUGAAACCAGCUCUGACACUGGCAAGAGGCUGGCAGACCCAGCUCAUUUGUCACAUCCUGUCUUCUGUCCAGGAAGUGUUCUAAAAGAAGAAAUGUCACUUAUGCAUUUGGUGAGUGAGGCCUUUCAGAAAAGCGAUGAGUCUAUUGUUAAGGGUAGAAAAGACCCAGUUCCUUCAGAAAGCACAAUGGUGAUGCCCAGUGAUGCACCUGGACUCCAGAGUGGGAGAGAACUGAAACCAACUCCUGCGAUGAGUUCAAGUUCUGUGUCAAGGAAUGAAACAUACACCAAAGAGCCUGAGCUACAAGAGCUUUGUCCAUCGGGCAGCAAAUAUGAUUCCUCUGUUCUUUCAAGUGAUGAUGAAACAGAAUGUGAAAAAAAUUGUGAUUCUGAAAUAAUUGGCACUCUCCAUUUGCAAGAAACGAGUAAUACACAAAGUGUCCCUUUGGAGGCGAUGAGUAACUUAGAAGAUGCAGUAUCCUUUAAUGGUAAAGAGCCUGAGAAUUGCCUGAAAACCAUCCAAGAACAUGAGACAGUGGAAUCCGCAGACCAGGACUUAAUUUCAGUUCCUAAGUCCAUGGAGCCAAUGGAAAUGGACUCUGAAGAAAGUGAAUCUGAUGGAAGUUUCAUCGAAGUACAGAGUAUAACUAGUAAUUAUGAAGUUCCAGCAGAGUUACACGAAGCUCCCAAAUCUCCUUCUGGACAAAGUGAAGAACUGAUAGGAGCUGAGAAGGAAGACGCCAUGGAUGACUCUGAGGGCCUCCUAAAACAGAACUCUGGAAGUGAGGCUUUGGAUAGUGAGCCACAUGAAGAAGCUGGAAAAGAUGCAGACAAUUCACUCAAUGAAUGGCAAGAUAUUAAUUUGGAGGAACUGGAGACUCUGGAGAACGACCUGUUAGCACAGCAGCAUUCAUUGAAAGCGCAACAGCAGCAGCAAGAACGAACGGCUGCUACUGUGACGGGGCAGAUGUUCCUAGAAAGCCAGGAACUUCUUCGCCUCUUUGGCAUUCCCUACAUCGAGGCUCCCAUGGAAGCAGAGGCUCAGUGUGCCAUCCUGGACCUGACUGAUCAAACUUCUGGGACAAUCACUGAUGAUAGUGAUAUUUGGCUGUUUGGAGCACGGCAUGUCUAUAAAAACUUUUUUAAUAAAAACAAGUUUGUAGAAUAUUACCAGUACGUGGACUUUCACAAUCAACUUGGAUUAGACCGGAACAAAUUAAUAAAUUUGGCCUAUUUGCUUGGAAGUGAUUAUACAGAAGGAAUACCAACUGUUGGUUGUGUUACAGCCAUGGAAAUUCUGAAUGAAUUCCCUGGACAUGGCCUGGAACCUCUCCUAAAAUUCUCAGAGUGGUGGCAUGAAGCUCAAAAAAAUAAGAAGAUAAGACCUAACCCUUAUGAUACCAAAGUGAAAAAAAAAUUACGCAAGCUGCAGCUCACACCUGGCUUCCCCAAUCCAGCUGUUGCGGAUGCUUACCUCAAACCUGUGGUGGAUGAUUCCAGGGGAUCGUUUCUGUGGGGGAAACCAGAUCUGGACAAAAUUAGAGAAUUUUGUCAGCGUUAUUUUGGCUGGAAUAGGACGAAGACAGAUGAGUCUCUGUUUCCAGUAUUAAAGCAACUGAACGCCCAGCAGACGCAGCUCCGAAUUGAUUCUUUCUUUAGAUUAGCUCAACAGGAGAGACAAGAUGCUAAGGGUAUUAGGAGCCAGAGACUUAACAGAGCUGUGACAUGUAUGCUGAGAAAAGAGCGAGAAGCAGCAGCCAGCGAAAUAGAAGCAGUGUCUGUUGCCAUGGAGAAUGAUUUUGAGUUCCCUGAUAAGGCAAAAGGAAAAACCCAGAAGAGAAGCAUCGUAAAUAAAUGGAAAGAGUCAUCAAGCCCGAAAAAAAAGAGGCUUUCAGAUUCCAAGCAAGAGAGAAGUUGUGGUGGGUUUUUUGUGGGGGCCUGCCUCUCGCCAUCAUCUGGGACCUCUUCAGGCGAGGACACGGAGUGUGGGUCUUCGGUGAACAUGCGCUGCAGGGGAGCAGCCCUGGAGUCACCUGCCAGUCACCCAGGUUUGCAGAGUGCAGUGACGCCUGCUCCUGUCAGGGACCAAGGUGCAACCACCAGCAGCUCCAGUGACGAUGAUGGUGGGGGGCCAGUGCCAGUACUGGUGACUGCCAGAUCUGUGUUUGGGAAGAGAAAGAGGAAACUGAGAGGUAUAAGAGGAAAAAAGAGAAAAAGCUAAUUUAAGUCCAUGUGUUCCCCAUCAUCAGGUACAACUAACAUUUUGUAAUGAAUUUGUUGUGAGGAAAUAAUACAAUUAAAAGUAUUUGCAAACUU
This is a messenger RNA of Nyctereutes procyonoides (raccoon dog), 3970 nucleotides long. RefSeq names its product ERCC excision repair 5, endonuclease (gene ERCC5). Gene Ontology annotation, molecular function: DNA endonuclease activity; single-stranded DNA binding. The record is from RefSeq and is a predicted model, not a curated record. Gene Ontology annotation, cellular component: nucleus. The transcript has 15 exons. The coding region runs from base 318 to 3875 and encodes 1185 amino acids. Gene Ontology annotation, biological process: nucleotide-excision repair. NCBI's taxonomy places the organism in Eukaryota, Metazoa, Chordata, Mammalia, Carnivora, Canidae.